Messenger RNA from Phasianus colchicus (ring-necked pheasant), 5238 nucleotides. RefSeq lists its product as uncharacterized. Gene Ontology annotation, biological process: protein monoubiquitination; protein polyubiquitination. NCBI's taxonomy places the organism in Eukaryota, Metazoa, Chordata, Aves, Galliformes, Phasianidae. Gene Ontology annotation, molecular function: ubiquitin protein ligase activity. The record is from RefSeq and is a predicted model, not a curated record.
AAAGAGCAACAAAAAAAGAAAAAAAAACAUCUAGUUGGAUAUUUGUGAAUAUGUGAAUUGUCACCUCUGCAAUCCAUACUUGAGUGAUGCAUAAUCAACUCAUGGAAAAUAUUGCUAAAAAUGACAUAAUAAUGUUAAAAGUUUACAAUCUUAUAUAGCCACAUCACUGACUGCCCAGAGCCACAUGCGGCCCAUGGGCCAUGGAUUGAACAGGCCUGGUUUAGCGGCAGGCUUGGAGCGCUAGGUUAACAUUUGGACUUGAUGUACUUUGAGGCCUUUCCAACCCCAAAGCGGUGACCAAACAACAGCCUAUGACAUCACUGGGUGAUGGAUUGUGACUGGAUGGCCCUCACUGCUUAUACCACGGUUCUGGCAGAGCCUGGCUCAGUCUGGCUUGUUCCUGGAUCCUGCUGAGUGACUUUGCGAGGCUUGGAGGUCGAGCAAGGCUUUAGCUGUGCUGUGCUGGGCCGUGCCUGCGGCUGCUUGCAGCAGCUCCCAGAGUUCAUCCCCACAGCACCUCUUAUGUUUCCCUGGCCCUGCCCUGCACAGGCAGCUGGGGCCCAGGGAGACACACCCGGGGCAGCGGAGUGCACAACACCACCGCUGCAGCACUGGUGAAGGAGAGCCACUGUCAUCCUCCACUCUCCUCACCCAUAGCAGCAAGACGACCAUGGCCACAACAGAGGCAUGGACGUGUCCCAUCUGCCGCGAUGCACGACGAGACAUCGCGUCUGUGAUCCCAUGCAGCCAUCAGUUUUGUGUGGGCUGCAUCCAGCGGUGGGCGAGGCUGAGAGACAGCUGCCCGCUCUGCAGGACGGCCAUGAGGACCAUGAAGGUCUCUGUGUGGGGAGGUGAGCAUUAUGUAGAGUGCGUCAUCUCCCCGCCCGCAGUGCCGGUACCUGCUGACUUCCAGCCCAGCACCGCCACCCGCCCCAACGGCACUGUGGCACGUGCUCCAUCCCCUCUGCCACAGCCAUCCCAGCAGACGGCCUCAGAGUCAGAGGUGAGGGCGAGGCUGGGCGGCCUCCUGCCACAGGAGUGGGCGGCACUGUUCAGGGAGCGACGCAGCAUCCUCAACCCCGUGCUGCCCUCCCUGCACCAGAAGCUCUCUGCCAUCCAUGGGAUCCACUGGUGGCAGGUCCUGUCAGCAGAGAGCCUCUUCCUGUGCUGCCUGUGUUGGCUGGGGCCAGACAGGGCCGUCAUGCUCCAGUGCACAGAGCCCAGCUUGGGACCCAUGGCUGCACCGCUCACUGACUGGCUCGUGCAGACCAUCAUCAGUCGCUGUGGCCGGGAAGCCCGGAGGCUGCACGGCCUCGAGGAUGAGGAGGACAGCCACGCAGCCACCUCCCCACAGAGGACCCUCACACCCAGCACCACGCCCUCCGGCAGCUCUGCGGGUCCGGAUGUAGAGGAGCUCCCUGGCACGUCCAGUGAGCUCCUUCAUGGGAGCACAGACGAGCUCCCCGCUGCACCCAGCUCUGGGGAGCAAGAGCAGCCCCAGGAAGAGUCAGGGCAGGAGGCAGCAGGGCCCAGUGCCCAGAGCGGCAGCCACAGCUGCUUCGCUCCUGGCCAGAGCAGGAAGCGCUGCUCUGUGAGGCCCCGGCGCCCCAAGAAGAGGAGGGCCGGCAGUGCCCAGGGUGCUCCACAGCCCUGCAAAAGGCUGCGCCCCUGGCGCCGCUAGCAGGGCUUUGGGAACUCUAGUUCUUCAACUUGGGUCAGCUAUUGUUUUUUUUUCCCUUGGUUGUGUUAAUUUCUCACUCAUCAGUCCGUUUCAGAUGAGAACUGAUCCACUGACCCCCUCAGCAGCAAGAUUCUAAUGCUCUCUGACAAUAUCAUGCUAUACAUUACAUGCAAAGAAUAUCCCAUUAUAUUUUCUAGCAUCUACCAAUCAGGUUUGCACAGGUACCGAAAUCUUAGCAGGAAGCCAAAUGCCUUUGCAUUUGUUUUGUUCUGGAGGAUGUUAUGUCCUGUCUUGCCGUGAACAUGCCUAUGGAUCUGGAGAAAGAAACAGCCAUUCAACCACUGUCCUAUUCAUUAACUCAUCAAUUAUCCCACUUGAGAAAGACGACAGCUUUACAGUAAGUGACAUCUAUAGUCACAUGAAAGAAAACCUGGCUCUCUAACCCUACCCCUCAUGAACACAGGCGGAUAUGUCACAGGCCUCUGUCCAUUAGUAAGGCAAUGCUGGCUACUUCCCUGACUGGAAAUAAUGUCUGGACAGCUUUUCUGCUUACUGUUUUUGCAGAAUGGCUUUUGAGAUAAACUGUGCUCCUCACAUGUGCACAACCUGCACUCCCUAUUCCUGUUUGAAAAGUACUGACAAAUGGACUGACUUCAAAGCCUGGCGACUUCUUUUCUUCCUAAACUACUGACAAUCAGUGAUUGACAAGUUAUUAUUAAAUAAAAAAAAAAUUAGACAUCCUUCUCUUGAACCUUUCUACUUUUCCCCUUGCAGGUAUUGCAUUGAGUGGUGUUCCCUUUGCUUUACAAUGUUCUUGCACCAGAAAACACACCAGCUGCUCUCACCAAAGUUUUUGGUUUCCACUCUUUUCUAUCAUCCUUCAUUGCUGUUUUGUUUCAUGCAGGACCAUCAAUGAGAACUGUGCCCAAGUGGCAUUUUCCAUCCCAAACUAAACAGUUCAGCAAUAUAUAAAGACACACAUUGUCUCUUCAGAGCAAAAUCCAAUUUGAAGCACGGACUUUCUUCAGCUGGAAGCUGAAGCAAGCUUUAGUGCAACCCCCCACUUCGUUAAAAGAUGUUAGCUUUCCUAAGUAAUGGAUUACAAAUUGAUGUCAGAAACAGUGCAAACUCAUUAAGAAAUGAGUAGAAGUUCCAAAAUCUUGGAACCUCUCUCUGCUACUAGAAACACCUACAAGUGCAUUAUUUCUCUUUAUACCAUCUGGGUAACCUCUCCCGUUUAGUGUAUUUUCAGUCAAGAAAGAAGGCAAUUAGAGAACUGAAGAUACAAACUCUUGAAUAGAAUGUGUUGUCAUCUAUUUUCCCAAUGUGGAAAAAGCUGCCAGUGGCUCACCUGCUGCAGUACAUCUUUCCUGAAUGUUCUCUGUCUCAACAUAAAAUGUCUCUCUUAAUUUUCUGUCUUGAAAGUAAAUUGUGAGGCAUAAAGGAACAGUUUCAUCACUGACAGAUUGCAUCAGAAAAAAUAAUGUAAGAAAGUCAUGUACAUAAUGCCGUGACAAGAAAAAAAAACAAUCUGCAUUGUUACUUGUCUUUCAGUGUCAUUUCAAAUUGAAAACUUGUUCAGUAACAGAAAAGUGCUAAAUACACAAAAUGAAAAACACUUUGGCUUCAUCCCUUAUAGGAUGUGAACAGAGAAUUCAAGUUUUUGUGGUUGAAAGCAAUCUUUCCUCUGAGGCAUUCUAGAUUCAUUAUGAAGAUGUGGGAAAUCUGCUCCCCAGUUCAAUAUUAAAUCAAAAUAUAAUCCUUCAGUCUUUAACUGGCAACAUCUGGAAGAAAACUCUGGUGAUCAAAAUUUACUAGCUAAUAAAGACUGUAAUGAAUUCCCACAGUUAGAGAGUUACGCGUGUUUUAUAUAAAAACAAUCAGGACACUACAAAGCACUCAGCACUUCGAGCAAAGACAAAUAUUAUUUUGUAAAGCAUGAAAUAAAGAUAUAUCAUUGCAAAUUAAAAUGACUUUUAUGACAGUAAAACAAUGGUUCUUUUUUCUUAAAUACAGAGCCGAAUUAAAAUAUGACCAAACCUAACUUGAAAGUCCUUAAAGCAAGAGAUCAGACAAAUAUGUCAAAUAUGUUUAAUUUUUUUUUCAAAAUAACUGAUGGCAAAAUAAAAUAUUUACAUCACGUCAUACUGUGUAAACAUGUAACGUCACUGUACAAAGAAAUAUACAUGCAAAAUAAAGCAAAAAUUUAACUAAAACAAUAAAGGAAAAUAAUACACAAACAUUAUGAUAUGAGGUUGGUACGAAUACACAUCCAGUUUUGAAGUCAGUUGAUUUCUUUUAAAAAGUUUCUGUACAACUUUACAAAAAACAAAAAAAGGAAUAAAUAGUAUACAGUGGAAGCCGCAAAGCUCAAAACUAACCCAAGCUAGGUUAUGGCUUAAGACCCAUACAUCUAACUAUGGUGGCAUGUCGGCUUGGUUUCUUUAAACGUGGCAUCUCACACAAACAUAGAUGACAACACACCCAUAUGAACUCAGUGAUGCACAGAAAACCAUCUCUGCCUUUUUAAAUAGUUUACGUCAAUAUUACUUCAACCUUAAAAACAGUUAAUAAGACAAUUACAUUACGUGCCAGAUUCUCAUCAUCUGACCACUACUUUUUGAAUGUAUUCUUCACCAAAGAGCACAAAAUUCAUUUGUUCAUUUCACAGAAAGAAGCAAGCACAGUUCUGAAAAUUCUAAAAAGUAGUAAGCAUUGAGAUUGAUUUUGGGAAAGUCAUACUUUGGCAUUUUGAAUAUAAUAAUAAAUUUUAAAAAGUGUCACCUUAUUUCUUAACCAGUUUGAGAUUUGGGAUACGAAUCUCUCUCUCUCUUUCUCUCUCUCUCUUUUAAACAACCCUUAAAACUGACUAGCUUUGACUAAAUUCUAUGCUAACCCUCAUCUUAAACUAAUAAAGAUGGUGUGGUACAACACACCCUCCCCUGCCCACCCAGAACCCCCAGACACACAAACAAAACCAUAAAGCUCGCCGUACUAAGUAUGUGCUUUUUCUAUAUAUUUAUUACAGUUACAACAGAGGUCCUCAUAAAUAGUUGCAUAAAAUGUUAAAGCCACGACAUUGCACAUGAUAUGAAAUAAAACAAAAAUCCCAAAUGAGUGCAUUUACAGUAUUUCAUCCUGCUGUAUACUGCUUGACAAUCGGGUCGGCAAGCUGGGCACCAACCGGACGUCCGUUUCUAAUGGGCCAGCGUUACCGACCCAAACUGAAGACCCGCACAGUGGUAUACCACCAUUUAGGAGGGAGGGGAAAAAGGAUAAGGAGGGAAAAAAAUUACAGACUGAAGGCAGGUAACAGUCUAUAUACAAGUAAGGCCUACAUUUUAUCAGAGCAAAACGAUUCAUUCUAUUUGUAUGCAAAAACUUUGAGGUUGGAUGCACUUAAAAGCAGAGUCUGAUCUCAGUGCACUGCUACGUGAGAUACAUACAGGCGAGGCAACUGGAAAGCUCUAGGACCAAGUGAAAACCAGAUGUUAGAAAUGGAAGCCUUAUCAAUGGGCAGCCAUUUUGGCGAGUCUUCUCCAGGCAUGAUUUCAUUU